GCAGCGCUUCCAAGGCGACCAGUAGUACCUCCCUGUCACUGUCACCUUUCAUGCUAAGUUUGGAGCAGGAACUUCCCAGGGAGAUUUAUAAGGAAGUCUCAAGAUAAAGCAAACAAUAAAUCAACUGAUGAUUCCACCCUUGGAGGAAGCUUCAGCCUCAGUACACCCUACAUGUGACACACACACAAGGGUUGAUCAUCUUUUGAAGGAUAUAAAAAACCAAGAGGUGUCAGGUUCUGUGUUUUCUUGAAAAUCCAGUCUAGACUACAGCCUUGGACAUUUAGACUUGGAAGGAUGCAGAUGAACAACUUUUGACUAUCAGGACAGUUAUUUGGAGUCCUGCUUAGCCGUGAACUUGAGGGACGGACCAAUGUUUUCAUCCAAGAAGGAGAACCUACCCUCUCCCAUCCUGGAGGAUUCUUUCUUCUCCUUCUCUUCAUCACACUCUUCCUCCGGUCACCGAAUCAUGGCUCCUAUAAUGGGAGCAGAUGAUCUUCUCGCCUCACCUCAGGAUGACAGCAGUCCUACGCUGCUGGAAAAGGACCUGAUCUUGGCUGCUGAGGUGGGCCAAGCUUUGCUGGAGAAAAACGAGGAGCUGGCUGCUCAGAUAGAGCAGAUGGAAAGGGAGAUGGAGGCUAUGCAGCAGGAGAAACACAUGCUGCAGCGACGUCUGGAUGUGCGGGACCUCGAGGCAGGUCAGCGGGAAGCAGAACUGCAGGCUGACAUCACAGCGUUGCGUGCGCAGUUGGAACAAAAACACGUUCAGAGUCGUGACCGGCGUCGUGAGGAGAGUGAGCAACUGACUCAGCUGUCCAACCACAACCAAAAACUUGUGGAACAGCUGGCAGAGGCAGUGGCCUUAGAGCAUACUUUGCGUACUGAGCUUCGUUCUUUGAGGGAAGAAAUGGAGGAUACAAGUUUUAGCAAAACCAUAAGCUCUGCUAGACUGGACAGUCUGCAAGCAGAGAACAGGGUUAUGAAAGAGCGCUGUACUCAUAUGGAUGAAAGAUUGAAGUCAACUCAAGAAGACAACCACCGGCUGAGAUCUGAGAGGGAUGGAUUGAGAGAGAGGGUGACUGAGCAACAGACCAGUCUGAAAGAUAAAGAAACGGAGCUGGAACAGGAGCACAGCACAGUGUUUCAGCUGCGCACGGUCAACCGAACCCUACAGCAAAGGGUUCAAGCCCUGGGAGAAGAGGCCAGUCUGGGGGAGGCUACCUGCUUCCCUAUGUCACUUCAGAGUGAGAUCCAACAGUCUCAGGCCAAAGAAACCAUUUUGGCCCAUUCAGCCAUUUUGCAAGAAAAAGAAGAAGAAAUUCAGAGGUUACAGAAAGAGCUACAGUCUAGAGAAACUGAAUUAGAAGGGCUCCGGGAGGAGGUGAAGCCAUUUCAUAACAGUCCUGGCAAACCUACUUACAGUGCCUUGGAAGAGGAGAUCAUUUUGGCCCGACAAGAACGUGAUGCACUCAACCAGCAGCUUCUGAACACUAUCAGACACAAGGUGGCACUAUCUCAGGAAGUUGAGUCUUGGCAGCCAGGCCAGUGCAGUUGUUUGGUGUUCCUCAGAGGAGGACAUGCGUCUAGUGAUAUGUCAUCAGGUUCAACUCCAACAAAAAGAAAAGGAAAACGACAAAGAACGGACAGGCCUUCAAAGAGGCACUCGCACCACCAAAUCAUUGCGUGUACGUGGGGAAGAUGGAAGGAAAGGAUUUUUUUCUUCUCUGUUUGGGGGAGACUGACUGGAGGACAAAUAAGAAGGGACAAGAAGAAAAGGGAAUACAGUAAUGAGAGAUUUCUCACUUUUUUUCUACAAAUGUAAAGUAAUCAUUAAAAUCACCCAAAUGUGUAAAUAUAAAGACAGUAGAAAGAAAUUAUAUGCACUCCAUAGUGGCACUAUUGCAUAUGUAUGUUUUUCAAUAUUUAUUUGCAACUUCAAAAUCAUACAUAAAAAUAAAUGUAUAGCAUUUACUUUUUCUCGUCUCUUUUUUUAUAGGAGGGGUUAAUCAUUCUUAAACCAUAAAAGAAAUGGUCUCUUUAGCACCAUUAAAGGCAUCGUUCAGUAAGGCAUUAUGCAGCAUUACAGUCAGUAACAUUUCGUGUAAACAUGUAAAACUUUUGCACUCUCAGGCUGUCAAAUUUUUCAAACACAAGACAGUUCCCCAAUAUUCAUAAUGACCCAUGAUGAUAACAAAAUCUUUGAUUAUAUAUUGUAGCACCAUUUUAUAAUAGAAAAUGUUUAGAAAGUGCUUUACAGAAAACAAGUGUUUGUACAUAACACACUGACAUACAUAUGGUAGGAUACGACAUGAAAAUAAAACCAGCGCAGU
This is a messenger RNA of Sinocyclocheilus rhinocerous, 2327 nucleotides long. It is a transcript of the gene bicdl2, whose product is annotated as BICD family like cargo adaptor 2. The transcript has 11 exons. Gene Ontology annotation, biological process: Golgi to secretory granule transport; vesicle transport along microtubule. The record is from RefSeq and is a predicted model, not a curated record. The coding region runs from base 371 to 1819 and encodes 482 amino acids. NCBI's taxonomy places the organism in Eukaryota, Metazoa, Chordata, Actinopteri, Cypriniformes, Cyprinidae.